AUGCGCAUCUUCUACCGCCGCACUACUCGCAAGGUCGUCCGCGGACCACGUAUGGCACAUCCGGUACGCGGGAAAAAUUACGACGAGUGGGAAGACAUCGAAGAGUGGGCGGCCGGAGAGAGCGAUAAUGAAGACGCUGGUAGGGAAUACCAUACAGCGCCGUCGAGCCCCGCUGCCGAUGGGGCAAUCGAGGUGGCCAUCGGCAACGGAAAUGUCACAGCCAGUAGAGGAACAACCGACCCGGUCACUGCGGCGCCUGCCAGCGCCACUGACAGGAACAAUGAAGGCGCGGGGAGCAAUUGCAGUCAUGAGGAACGGCCAUCUAGUAGCUUCUGCUGUGCGGAUUCUGCUAGGACAUUCUUCUAUCGCUUUAUGACGCUGCCAAGGGAAAUCCGCGACAUAGUCUAUGCGGCGAAGUUCGCGGACCUCCCAAAGUCAAUCGUCUUGCGUAAAAAGACUGGUAGCUUCUUUACGGGGGAAGCGUUGUUCCCUCCAAUUCUUCCGGCCUUCUGCUUCGCGAAUCGUCAAAUUCUCGAGGAAUCUGUGCCCGCCCUUCUGCGAGGGAGGGCUAUCACUAUGAACGGCGGUCGAGCAGUUAACGAAGCAACGCUAAUUGACUUUCUCGACCGCAUACCUGACAGGAAAGCUUACAAAAGUAUCUCCGAGAUGCGCAUAGAGGACAGCAUUAGAUUGAAAGCAAAUCAGGGCAUUGGCAAAGCCAUCGGCCUUUGUACCAGCUUGCGCCGCCUAUGGGUGGAAAUACAAGCGAUAUGUUUUGUGGACCAUUUCGAUAGAAAGCUGAAGCAAUUCAAGGAUGAGAAGGACCUGCUUGAAAUAUACGAUUUCACGGCGUUGUUCGAUCUCCCGAAGCUCGAGGUUGUCACGCUUGCCCUAGGUGGAGGCGAUUACUACGCAGAACUCCUUGGCUGCUCAAAUCGGGAAGUUUUUGAACCUCUUGUGAAAUGGUUCGACGCCUACAUUCAAAGAAAGUCGUCGAAGAUUCGGCUCAGCCUGAAAUGCAUCCCGUGGCGAGAUGACUCUUAUUAUUCUCCUGAGUUAUUUGGAUGGGGUCCGGACUCGUAG
Messenger RNA from Trematosphaeria pertusa, 1083 nucleotides. RefSeq lists its product as uncharacterized. The record is from RefSeq and is a predicted model, not a curated record. The transcript has a single exon. Lineage: Eukaryota; Fungi; Ascomycota; Dothideomycetes; Pleosporales; Trematosphaeriaceae. Bases 1 to 1083 code for a protein of 360 amino acids.